AUGCCCCUCACAAAGGACCUUCUCCACCCAUUCCCAGAGUAAAAGAAGAGGAAGCACAAGAAUAUGCACAAAGGCCUCAUGGAUAUGAACUGUCCAGGAUGCUACAAAAUCACCACCGUCUUUAGCCAUGCACAAAUGGUAGUUUUGUGUGUUGACUGCUCCACUAUCCUCAGCCAGCCUCCAGGAGGAAAAGCAAGGCUUACAGAAGGAUGCUCCUCUGAUGGAAGAAGCACUAAAAGCACCCUGAAUUGA
Molecule: messenger RNA, 252 nt
Organism: Mustela lutreola (European mink)
Lineage: Eukaryota; Metazoa; Chordata; Mammalia; Carnivora; Mustelidae
Product: small ribosomal subunit protein eS27-like
Biological process (GO): ribosomal small subunit assembly; translation
Cellular component (GO): ribosome; cytosolic small ribosomal subunit
Molecular function (GO): structural constituent of ribosome; RNA binding
Source: RefSeq, a predicted model, not a curated record